Molecule: messenger RNA, 5364 nt
Organism: Oldenlandia corymbosa var. corymbosa
Lineage: Eukaryota; Viridiplantae; Streptophyta; Magnoliopsida; Gentianales; Rubiaceae
Source: the annotation of a GenBank genome assembly
AUGGAUGAUGAAUUGGUGAAGAGAGUGUUUGAAGGAGGAGGAAGGGAUUAUUAUCAACAACCGCCCUCAACUUCCUCGUCUUCUUCCUCCAUACUCCAAUCCCUCCCGCUUCAUGUGACUUUUGAUCACGGUUACUACUUGUUAGUGAAAUCCAUUCAGGAGCUUAGAUCAAAAAAGGAUGGUCUGGUAACUGUUGGCAUUGGCGGUCCUAGUGGUUCUGGUAAAUCAAGCUUAGCCGAUAAAGUAGCCUCAGUGAUUGGUUGUACGGUCAUAUCAAUGGAGAAUUAUCGCAUGGGACUGGAGGACGGCAAUGAUUUAGACUUAAUUGAUUUUGAUCUCCUGGUUCAGAACAUUGAGGAUUUGAUGAAUGGUAUAGAUGCAUUUAUUCCUUUGUUUGAUUAUCAAGGAAGAAAACGUGUUGGUUCUGAAAAAAUUAGGAGCACUUCCUCAGGGGUGAUCAUUGUUGAUGGCACUUAUGCAUUGCAUUCACGACUGCGCUCUUUGCUAGACAUACGUGUCGCAGUGGUUGGUGGUGUCCACUUCAGUCUUCUUUCUAAAGUUCAAUAUGAUAUAGGGGAGUCUUGUUCACUGGACCAUCUCAUUGACAGUAUAUUCCCACAGUUUAGGAAACAUAUUGAGCCUGACCUUCAUCACGCACAGAUCAGGAUUAACAACAGUUUUGUUUCAUCAUUUAGAGAGCCAAUAUAUAAGCUAAAGUGCAAAAGUGAGUCUCAAAUUGGACAUGAAGCCUACAUUUUUCAGGGAAAGGAGGCAAUUGUAGAUAAUUUCAUUGAGAUGUACCUGAGACCUCCAUCUGCAAGUGAAGAAGCACAAAUAAAUGAUUGGAUUAAGGUGCGGCAAUCUGGUAUCAAAUACUACCUGUCACUAGGUGACCAGAGGAUAGUUGAUAAAAACUUUAUCAUCAGGCCAAAAGCUGAAUUUGAGGUUGGACGGAUGACUUUGGGUGGCCUUUUAGCCCUUGGUUACUCUGUUGUGGUAAGCUAUAAACGCACAUCAACUUCAGUUAACGAGGGCAACCUUUCAAUUUCUUUGGAGACAAUUGAUACUCUUGGGGAGACAUACAUGGUGCUGAGAGGUACAAAUCGAAAGAUGGUUGGAACUGAGGCUUCAAGGAUGGGUAUCAAUGGGCCAUGGAUCACUAAGUCAUAUCUGGAGCUGAUACUUGAGAGUAAAGGUGUACCUCGUCUUAACACACCUCCACCACUGGCUGCUGCACCUGCGCCCAGUAAUCGGGAAAGGUUGAUAGCAGCUCCAAAGCCAGUUCGCAUCACGCCUAACCUGGUUAACCAGCUUGAAGAUUUAUCUCUGCCAUGGACAAGAUCCCCAACUAAGUCCAAAAUGGAACCAGUUGUAGCAAGAUGGCAAUUUGUCGCGCCAGAUGAGCCACUUUCUGAUGGUUCAAUUAUUGAUCCAUCUUCUUCCAGGCCUCCUCUGCAGCUUGCUCCACUGCCUGAUUCAUAUGAUCUGGACAGGGGAUUGCUUCUUGCUGUUCAAGCAAUACUGGCUCUACUGGAGAACAAGGGGGCCCCUGUUGUAGUUGGGAUAGGAGGUCCAAGUGGAUCUGGGAAAACAAGUUUGGCUCGUAAGAUGGCUAACAUUGUUGGUUGUGAAGUGGUUUCCCUUGAAAGCUAUUACAAAUCUGAACAAGUAAAGGACUUUAAGUAUGAUGACUUUAGCUCCCUUGAUCUAGCUCUGCUGUCUAAGAAUAUUGAUGACAUAAGGAACCGACGUAGAACAAAAGUUCCUGUAUUUGACCUGGAGAAUGGUACUAGAAGUGGCUUUAGAGAUUUUGAAGUACUGGAAGAUUGUGGUGUGGUAAUUUUCGAAGGUGUUUAUGCUUUGCACCCGCGUAUUCGGAGGUCGCUUGACUUGUGGAUUGCUGUUGUUGGAGGAGUCCAUUCCCAUCUAAUUUCUCGUGUUCAAAGGGAUAAAAGUAAAGUUGGCUGCUUAAUGUCUCAUGAUGAAAUCAUGACAACCGUCUUUCCAAUCUUCCAGCAGCAUAUUGAACCACAUCUUGUUCAUGCCCAUCUGAAAAUUCGGAAUGACUUUGAUCCGGUGCUUUCUCCUGAGAGUUCGUUAUUUGUGUUGAAAAGUGAUAAGCAAGUUGCUUAUCAAGACAUUCUGAAAAUCCUGGAUUCUGGUAAGCUGUACAGUUCUGUUCAAAGCUUUACAGAUAUAUAUUUAUGCCUUCCUGGACUGCCAGCUAAUGGCCAUUUAAAAGAGAGUGAUUGCAUAAGAGUCAGAAUAUGUGAAGGGAGGUUUGCAUUGCUGAUUCGGGAGCCUAUACGAGAAGGAAAUUUUAUCAUACAGCCGAAGGUGGAUUUUGACAUCAGCAUUAGUACUGUUGCUGGGCUUCUAAAUCUUGGGUAUCAAGCUGUUGCAUCUAUUGAGGCUUCCGCUUACAUUUAUCAGGAUGGAAAGAUCCUUGUUGAGGUUGAUCAUCUCCAAGAUGUCUCGAGUCCUUAUAUUCAGAUAAAAGGGGUUAAUAAAGAGAUUGUUACUGCUGCUGGUUCUGCACUGAAGCUGGAUGAUUCCUACACAACAAAGAGUUAUCUUGAAAUAAUUCUGGAAAGACUGCCUGGAGGUUUGGGUGGGAUUCAUUCUCAGCAUUCGGCAAAACUGCAAGAACUUUUGGAAUUCAUCCAAUCCCAGGGUAGUAAUUCAGCUUCAGAGUCUUCACAAAGUAGAGAAGUGUCUUCAGUAGAAUGCAUGAUUGAAGAGAUGCAAACAAGGAUCAGAAGACUUGAAAGAUGGCAGGCGAUCAAUACCAAUUCAGUUGCGAGAAUAACGGAUGAUCACGACGACGGCGAUUCCAAAUCCCACACCAAAAUGGUAUGCAAAGACCCUUCUUCUCCUUACCCACACAAAAUCCUCCCUCCCCACAAGAAGAAGAAGAAGAAGAAACCGGAAGCCGUCAGGCCUACUACUCGUAAUUUGUUCAGUCCCAUGAAGAAGUUUACAGCAGUUGUGAUGGAAGUCUUCACGGCUGCUUCCGGCGGUUCGUUGCCGGAAUCGCGCCGAGCCCUUUUGCAAGAUAGAGUUUCCCACUUCGUCUCCCGCCUUCACAGCCCCGAUCACCCCCCCUAUGCCUGGAUGAUAGAGAGGGCACUGCGGGAAUUAAAUGAGAGGCAGGGUUCUUCAGAGGACUCAAUAUCAAACUUUAUUAAGAAUGAAUACCAUGAUCUGCCCUGGUCUCACUUGACCAUGUUGAAAUAUCAUCUUGCUAGGCUUUGUCAAUCAGGUGAACUUGUUCUAACUUCUGGACAGAGGUAUUUACUUGCUGCUGCAAUUUCGGAGAGAAAAGAAAGAACAAAACACAGGAAAUUGAAGAGAAAGAGAGGGUCAGAUCGGGAAAUAAUGCGUAGCAAGCGACACAAGAAAGUCAAUAAAGGGGACAACAAUUUGAACGCCGAUAAUAUUGUUGGAUUGCUGCUUAGCCAGCAAAAGGAUCGUGUAAUUUCAAAUGUAUUAAGUCGAGAGGAAGAAUGUACAAUAGACGGAAAUAAACAGAAGAAACCACAGAAUCAUUAUGUUGAAUUGCUUUGCAGCCAACAUAAAGAUCAAUUGAUCUCAAAGGAAAUUAAUAAGCACGGAGCCCGUACGAUUGAAGGAAAUAGCCAGCAGAUGCUGGAGGGUGAUAAAGUAGGGUUACUUUUGUUCCAAGAAAAUAAUCAUGGAGCCUCAAAAGAUAGUAAUGAGGAGAGGGACUGUAUAAUGAAAGAAACCAAACAGCAGGAGGCUAAAGCUAAAUUUUUUACUGGUAUUGUUGAAGACAAUGAUUCCUAUGGCGACACAGAUGUUCCAUUGAACAUAGCUCCUGGCUUGGUGAAGAUCAAUGGGGAGAAUGAUUUUUCAAACUGCAGGACGGAGGAGCCAAGAUGUGACCCCAUUGCAGGUAUAACUGACAGUGACAGCUCAGAUGCACAGAUGCAUCUGGUUUUGGAAGAGGCUGAAUAUAAUGAUCCAGAGCUCGCAGCUACAGAAAGGCCCCCAGGUUUUGAGUUGGUGACUUUUGAGCAAUCUUCUCAGUUACAACGGUUCAAACAAAAUGAUGUGCUUGAUUUUGGUGAUGCUCAUGGAAAAUGUUCGGAGCCUGAAGUUUUGAUCUUUAAGGAGUCAAAUACUAGAUAUUGUACCAAAAGGUAUAGUAGACAGAAGAAAAGGCAACCUGUUGUUGGUAAGACUCUUUCAUUGCCUCCUGCAGAGAUCCAGGAGAAAACUCCUCAAAAACCAGAGUUCCCUCAUCAGGAUAAAGCACACAGCCGAGGGCAGACAUCACCGGAGCAUCAGAGAGAAGAGAAAGUUGCUCAAGGUAAUCAAAGCACUAGGGUUUUGCGAUCUCAGACUUGCAAACAAAAUCAAUCUGAAGGACCGAAAUCAGAGUAUCCGAUCCACGGGGGAAUCCUUCACGAAAAACUGGAUGCUGAGGUCACGACCGAGUUGACCCUAACAACCCAUCAGAUCGUAGGCCGGCUUCACAAAGGCCCCAAAUCUGAGCCAUCUCAUCAUGCAGUUAGAAACAAUCUGACGGAUGAUCUCAGGAAGAAGAAGUCAGGGCUUAAACCUGGAGGACGACCUCCAAAAUCUAGUAUGCCUGCUAAAGAUGUACCUGAUAGGAUUCUUUUGGGUGAUAUAGCUCCUUCAAAUGAUCAAGACCAGGAACAUCAUGAGCGUCCACUGCAUCCUUCACUGGAGAAGUUAGAUGUCACAAUAGUUGAGAUGUUAGCUCCAAAACCUGCUGAUAACCCUAAGCGGGAGCAGAAGCUAACGAAAGCAGGACGUGGAAGGCCUCCUAAAUCCAAAGGAUCCUUACAUACAGCAGUGAAAUCGAUUUUGAUGAAAGCGAGACAUGGAAGGCUUCCUAAGCUGAAAGAGCCUGUCAGUGCAGAAGAGGAAUCCAGUUUGAAGAAGCAGAAACUUGGAAGGCCUCGUAAGCUGAUAGAACCUGUCAGUUCAGAAGUGGAAACCAGUUUGACGAAACGAAAACGUGGAAGGCCUCCUAAGCCAAAAGGACCAGUGAGUGAAGCAGUGGAGUCCAGUUUGACAAAACCAAAACUUGGAAGGCCUCCCAAGGAUUCAGCAGCACAAUCAAGUUUGACAAAACCAAAACUUGGAAGGCCUCGUAAGGGUGCAGCAUCGGAAUCAAGUUUGGAAAAACCAAAACUUGGAAGGCCUCUUAAGCCAAAAGGACCUGUGAGUCCUGCAGUGGAAUCCAGCUUGAUGAUACCAAAACUUGGAAGGCCUCCUAAGCACAAAGCACCUGUCAUUACAGCAGUGAAAUCCAGUUUGAAGAAGAAAACCACCAAUAAGUGUCGGGGAAGGCCACGAUUGACUGAUCGAUGA